UAAACAGGGGCGUGGUUAUAUAAUAACUCGUGAGUUUGCAGCUUUGACAGUGCAGUCAGACUUUUUGGAAACAUUGGUCAGGAUGAUUUAUAAAGUAUCUUUUGCUAUCGCAUUGUGUUUUGAUCUCUGUAUUGCCGAGAGCUACGUUUUGGAUGAUAAAGUUGGAUUAGGAAGAACGUUUGACGGCAUUGGUGGUUUGAGUGGUGGAGGGGCAACAUCUCGUCUACUUGUCAAUUAUGCAGAACCCUACCGAAGCCAGAUAUUGGACUACCUCUUCAAGCCAAACUUUGGGGCUUCUCUACACAUCCUGAAAGUGGAGAUUGGAGGUGAUGCCCAAACCACAGAUGGGACGGAACCCUCUCACAUGCACUAUGAAAACGAUGAGAACUUCUUCCGAGGCUAUGAAUGGUGGCUGAUGAGAGAAGCCAAGAAGAGGAACCCCAACAUCACGCUCAUAGGCUUGCCAUGGGCCUUCCCGGGUUGGGUUGGACAUGGGAAGAACUGGCCGUAUGACUUCCCUGAUAUAACUGCAUCCUACGUGGUGUCGUGGAUCUUAGGAGCCAAACAGUACCAUGACCUGGAUAUUGAUUAUGUUGGGAUUUGGAAUGAACGGAACUUCGACAGCAAGUACAUCAAGCUGCUGCGGUACACUCUGGAUAAGAGUGGUUUGGAGAGGGUCAGAAUCAUAGCCAGUGAUAACCUUUGGCAGCCCAUAACCUAUUCAUUGUGUGUCGAUCAAGAGCUGGCCAACGCAGUAGACGUGAUAGGGGCCCACUACCCAGGCACCACCACAGUGAUGGAGGCCCUGAAGACCCAGAAAAAGCUAUGGUCGUCUGAAGACUACAGCACCUUUAACGACGAGGUGGGAGGAGGCUGCUGGGCCCGGAUCCUCAACCAGAACUAUGUCAACGGACUCAUGACUGCCACCAUAUCCUGGAACCUGGUAGCCAGUUACUAUGAGGACCUUCCCUUUGGGAGAGAUGGCCUAAUGACCGCAGAGGAGCCCUGGACUGGGAACUAUGUGGUGGAAUCGCCCAUCUGGAUAACUGCCCACACCACCCAGUUUAGCCAGCCAGGAUGGACCUAUCUGCAAACCGUUGGGCAUCUGGUACACGGGGGAAGUUAUGUUGCCCUGACAGACAGUAAAGGAAACCUCACUGCUGUAAUAGAAACCAUGACUCAUGAUCAUUCUGUGUGCAUCAGACCUCCACUCCUGCCCUUCAAUGUCACAGCCCAGAAUGUAACAUUCCAACUCAAGGGAUCUUUUGCUUCGAUCAAGGAACUACAGGUGUGGCAGUCAAAGUUUGACUUCAAGACUAAAAAGCCGUUCUUCUUCAAGAAAUUGAGCCCCUUAAAGAUUUAUGAUGGUUCGUUCACCUUGAGCCUGGAUGUUGGUGAGGUUUACACUUUAACCACCAUAUCCACUGGGCAGAAAGGGACUUACCCUGAUCCACCUGCCUCUGGCCCAUUCCCUAAAGUAUACAAGGAUGACUUUAAUGUUGCCAACCCUUCCUUCUCUGAGGCCCCAGACUUUGCUGACCAGACGGGGGUGUUUGAGUAUUACAUUAACCUGACGGACCCUGGUCCUCAUGUCUUCACUUUGCGCCAGGUGGUCACACAGAUGCCUGUUACCUGGGCAACAGAUGCUGACCAGACCAUCAGCGUCAUUGGAGACUAUAAAUGGCAGAACCUGACAGUGAUGUGUGAUGUCUUCAUGGAGACGGUGAAGACUGGAGGAGUGUUCAUCGCAGCCAGAGUGGACAAAGGAGGGCAGUCCGUCCGCAGCGCCAAGGGAGUCUUCUUCUGGGUGUUUGCAGAUGGCUCCUACAAAGUCACCAAUGACCUAGUUGGCAAGACUGUACUGGCAGAGGGUCUGUCUGGAACGAGAGCGUAUGGCUGGCACACGUUAACCCUCACAGUCGAGGGGGAGUAUGCCACAGGGUUGCUGAAUGGAUAUCCACUAUGGAAGGAUGCUGUGGUAUUGGGACCAAAGAAUGGCUGGGCUGCCAUAGGAACACACUCAUUUGAACUGGCACAGUUUGACAACUUUGCUGUGGAAGCAAAAUGAUAAUUUUUCUGUGUGUUUGGUGAAUAAACCUUGGUCAUUAAUUUAUUAGCAAAAUUAUGCCUCUAUGAUCCCUGAAAUGUGAUUGUGUGUAAAAUGAAAAUGGUGGGUUUUUUAUUUACACAAAUAUUUUUUAAAGGGAUUAAUUUGGAUUCAGUGCUAUUUCAUUAACAAUCAAACACUGGCACAAAUAUCCAUACUUUCUAUUGUUAUUUUGUGUGUGUGCAAACAGUGACUGAAGAGGGAGCGAGAUAUCUCACUGACUCCUAUACAGUCAAUGAACUAAGUAGACCAGACCCAGUUGCUAUUGCAUCGGUUUCUAUGGGAUAGCCACCCCUUAGACCAGAACUGUGACCAUAUUUAAUUUUUUUGUCAACUGCCUGAGUAAUAGUUACAUAAUUUAACAGUCUUAUCAACAGACUAUUUACCCUAGUCUGCUCUGGGGUUCAUACCAAUGACCUUUUGGUUACUGGCCCAACGAUUUUGAACUGCUAGGCUACCUGUUAGUAAGACCUCUUCAUUUAUCCACCAUCUUAAGUGCAAGCCUUGGCUUUAAAGAUUGUUAAAUGCCUAGUAUUUCCCCAGAAAUAUGCUGAAAUUACUCAACAGUUUGGAUCUGAGAAUUACUGUGAUGGAAUUACUUUUCUGUUAAGCCUUUUGUCUUUCCACUGAUAAAAUAAUCAUUGCCUAAUGACUGUAAAUAUAGAUACAAAAAAAAGUAUGACAAUUAAUACUCUUUACAAUAAAGAGAAGGCGUAUUUUUAAA
Messenger RNA from Salvelinus fontinalis (brook trout), 2831 nucleotides. It is a transcript of the gene galcb, whose product is annotated as galactosylceramidase b. The transcript has 17 exons. Gene Ontology annotation, cellular component: lysosome. Gene Ontology annotation, biological process: galactosylceramide catabolic process. The record is from RefSeq and is a predicted model, not a curated record. Gene Ontology annotation, molecular function: galactosylceramidase activity. Lineage: Eukaryota; Metazoa; Chordata; Actinopteri; Salmoniformes; Salmonidae. Bases 83 to 2068 code for a protein of 661 amino acids.